Clonostachys solani is the source of this 2388-nucleotide messenger RNA. Lineage: Eukaryota; Fungi; Ascomycota; Sordariomycetes; Hypocreales; Bionectriaceae. The record is from the annotation of a GenBank genome assembly.
AUGCCUCACGACCCGUCCUUAGCCGACAUCGCACCUGAGGAUACACAUCCCAAGUCGCCAAGGAUUGCAGGGCGGGAGCGGAAGCGGGUCGCAAGAGCAUGCACUUCAUGUCGUCGACAGAAAGAGAAAUGCACAGGGGGCUUCCCGUGCCGACGCUGUGCUCGAUUCGGCCGAAAUUGCGAGUUUGUGGACAUCGGAAGCUCACUGAGCAUGGAUUACCUGAAGCGUAACCAAAGGGAGAAUGAUGCAGCUCAGAAUCAAAUCGCUGAGCUCACCGAGCGACUAACUCUCAUGGAGAAAAUACUCACCCGACGUCUUGGUGUCAGCAGCUUUGACAUAGCCUCCUUGCGUAACUUAGCCAAUACUGCUUCUCACGAUGAUGUCGACGAUCUUUCCACGGGCCAGUCUAACCUCCACACCCAUGAGAUCGGAGAUUUGGACGGUGAGGAUUUCAAGGAGAAGAUCACCGUAAAAGAUCUCGGUCAUAACAUCACACAUUAUUCUGGGGAGUUCUCUCACUGGAACUUCUCUAUGACGAUUCUCGAGCGGAUCGCGAGUUGUUCUCCACCAAACUACCAGGAAAUCCCCCAUGUUCCAGAUCUCAUAGAACACCACCGCGCCGAGGAGCUCCAGUCGCCGUCAGGCCCUCUCCCAGUGCUUGCCACGCUCCCACCACGGCACAUUGCUGAUUUCCUCGUCAGAGUGUUCUUCAAGAAUGCCCAAACCAACUAUUUCCUCAUUGAAGAAGCCUGGCUAUUGUCAAAACUCGAUAUACUUUACACUGACACUCAUAGAAUCACACAUCGCGAUGUGAGUACUGUCUGUAUUGUCUUUGCUCUUCUGGCCAUAGGCACUCAGUACGCCUAUCUUGAUGAACUAUCCGAGAAUGGGGAAAGCCAGAACCUAGCACCGGACUCGACAAGCACCUUCUCAGAGGAUUCUAUUGGAGUCAUGUUCUACCAGCAAGCCUGCAAACUAGUUCCAGACGUAAUCGCCAUAUCCUCUCUCGAGAGUGUCCAGGCUUGCUUGCUGAUUGGCAUGUAUGCCCUGCCACUAGACGCAUCAGGUUUGGCGUAUACAUAUCUUAGCCUUGCUAUGAAAUUGGCAGUUCAAAAUGGGAUGCACAGGAGGUGCCCCGAUCACGGUUUAGAUGCUUCAGCCUUCAAAGUACGGAACCUCGUCUGGUGGACUGUUUAUACCAUGGAGAGGUCUGGCUGCCCAUCUAGACGAAUUUCCGCUAGGAAAAAAGUGCUGACAGUCGAUAUCCCAUAUAGACGCCUGGAGGUAUUUCACGGUAGACCACUGUCUAUCUCAAUGAGUGAGAUCGAUGCAGAUAUGCCUGUUGAACAGCAAGAUGCGAAUCUAUCUCCGAGGGGCAUCAAACCUGCGCUCUCGACCUUGCAUCUCCACAAGAUGCUGGCUACCAUCGCUGGCCAAGUCUCCAUGCUGCGGAAACCACAAGAGCAGAACAUAGAUACGAUUGUGGAUCGUCUAGUCAAACUCAAUGGUCGUCUUCGUGACUGGUGGGAGAGGCUCUCUGAGGCAGCCACAGGAGACAGGCACACACUGAAUAGCAACACCAGCCGCCCCGAAGCGCAUUUAAAGCUAGAGUAUUGCCUAGUUCGCAUGUUCAUGGGUCGUCUCUUCAUAUUCGACCAGAUGUCGACAAGCAGCCACGCCUCUGCUUCCAGUGCCCCUGGCAGUCAGCUGCUGCGAGGGGUCGGCAGCACGACCCCAAAGAUGAGCGCCAGAUCGAUAUUAAUCAAUGAUUGUAUCGAAGCUGCUAUUACAGUAGUAGAUACUUGCAAGAUGCUCCAGUCGAGCAUUGGACUUGCGCGAGCAUCGUAUACAGAGUUCACCGCUUGCCGUGCCGCACUUCUCGUUCUUGUGGCAAUGUGCCUUCAAAAUAAGACGGAGGAGCUGCAAGACUACCUAAAACAAGGGCUCACCAUGAUGAAAUUCAUGUCGGCAGGAGGGGAAUCAGCGCGCUCGGAUACAUCGUUGAUCGAAAUAUUUCACCCUAGUCUCCACACCAGCCUCGACCACACCAUUGCUUCUGGAGAAGAUAACGAUUACAGUCGUUUCAAAGACUGGGAAAAUCUAUGUAAUGGUGCAGUACCAGGCUCCGGUAUGUCAGCUACUUCAGAGCCUGGCAUUGGGACGUCAUCGCCCCUGAAUGCCAUGCUUGGUCUGGAACCGAUGACAGAUAUGACUUGGAUGAGCCAGUCUAUAGAUUUUGAAUCACACCUGCCUGCCACCCCCCCAGCGACAGAUUGGUCAAUGGCUAAAUUCGUAGAACAGAAGCCCAGGAUAGCUGGCAGGAAUACAGGUGAGAAAGAACUUCGCUUGGAGCUUUGGGGCGGCUUCAUCCCUAGGGGAAUCAACUAG